Messenger RNA from Rubroshorea leprosula, 1272 nucleotides. The record is from the annotation of a GenBank genome assembly. Lineage: Eukaryota; Viridiplantae; Streptophyta; Magnoliopsida; Malvales; Dipterocarpaceae.
GUCUGGGCGUAUGAGCUUCCACUCUUGAAUAGUUAUUAUUCCUGAAACAAUUUCUUCUCUGAUAAUCCGAUGAUCUGCCGGUAAAUUGUUUACUUCACAGUGGUUUUUCAGACCAGGUUCAAAACUUCUGUUGAUGGGUGCUCCUAAGCAGAAGUGGACAGCGGAAGAAGAAGCAGCCCUCAAAGCUGGAGUCCAAAAGCAUGGGACUGGGAAAUGGCGCACAAUUCUUUCAGAUCCUGAGUUUAGUGAUGUACUUCGUUUGCGCUCAAAUGUGGAUCUCAAGGAUAAAUGGAGAAACAUAAAUGCAACAGCCAUAUGGGGCUCAAGGCAGAGGGCCAAAAUUGCACUUAAAAGGGCUCAGUUGACCCCUAAACAGGACGAUAACCCUAUGGCUCUAAUGCCUGUACCCCAAUCUGAUAAUGGAAUUGUUGACACUAAGCCUCUCGCCAUAUCUAGUGGAACCCUGCGGACUGGUGAUUCCAAAAAGCGAAUUGCAAGGCUGGAGAAUCUUAUAUUAGAGGCUAUUAUGAAUUUGAAAGAGCCAGGUGGUUCUGACAGAGCCUCAAUUGCUUCAUACAUAGAGGACCAAUAUCGGGCUCCAUCAACCCUCAAGAAGCUUUUGGGAGCAAAACUAAAGCUUAUGAUUGAAAAUGGCACACUGACCAAGAUAAAGCAUAAGUACAGGGUUGCACAUGGUUUAACAAUUUCUGAAGGAAGAAGGUCCCUCCCACUACUUUUGGAAGGAAAGCAGAAGGGUUCUCCAAGGGCAGAGAAGAAGGAGAUCAAAAUUCUCACUAAAGCCCAAGUUGAUGCAGAGCUGUCAAAGAUGAGGAUCAUGACUGCAGAAGAGGCUGCUGCAGCAGCUGCACGAGCAGUUGCAGAAGCAGAAGUUGCAAUUGCAGAGGCUGAAGCAGCAGCCAGGGAGGCAGAGACAGCAGAAGCUGAAGCAGAAGCAGCGCAGAUUUUUGCCGAAGCAGCUGAGAAAGCAUUGAAAUCCAGGAUGCUGAUGGCAUAAGCUGGAUACCAAGUCUGAGCUUGAUUGUUGCUUGAACCAUGCAUCAGCACUGAGAUCAUGCAAGCCUGGACAUCUACUGGCAGUAUGUCUAUAACUGUAAAUAUAUAUCACGGCAUGUAAAGCAUGGAACUAGUUCAUUAAGGUGUAUGCAUUUCCUCUCUGAGCAAACAUGGUGAGAGUUUUGAGGUUUUUUAUGAUCUUAUGAUUUAAAGAUUAUAAACUAGCCAGAGAAAUAGAAAUAGAAAAUUUAUGAUACA